Molecule: messenger RNA, 1371 nt
Organism: Astrephomene gubernaculifera
Lineage: Eukaryota; Viridiplantae; Chlorophyta; Chlorophyceae; Chlamydomonadales; Astrephomenaceae
Source: the annotation of a GenBank genome assembly
CAAGCACUUGUCUGCUCGAGUGUUCCCUAAGCCUUGGGACAAUUACUAGGCUGGUGGGUUGCUUCGGACCAGGGAUUCCCAAAAUGGGCUGUGGUUCGUCAGUGCCACAGGCCGAUGCAAUACAAGGCAUACCACAGGCCGUAGCUGAAGCGGAGGAAGCCGUUAUAACCCGUCUGCGCGAGGAGAAUGCGGAGCUUAGGCGACAGAACGCCAACUUGGCAAGUCAUGUGCAUGACUUGAGCCAGCGAUUAAAUGUUCUGAAUACGGAUGUCAGCGGUCUUCGUAUGGACAUGAUGCAAGCCAACGCCACAGCCUCAAAGGCGCUGCAGACCGCCCAGUCCGCCUCAGACCGCGCGGACGCCGCCUCUCAAGCAGCUGCUGCAUGCAGCCAAGCGCGGCCCACCACCCCAGCCCCCAUUCCCAUCCCAGCACCCGCUCCCCCUCCUUCCCUACCGCCUCCUCCCCCUGCACCCGCACCCCCGGACCCCGCCCUGCUGCAACGCAUUUCCCAGCUGGAGACCCACUUGGCCGCCGUACAGGGCAAGCUGGAAAGCAUGAAGGCCAGGGAGGAAUUCGCCCGGCAAUUCCGGGCGGCUCAGGGUGCUAUGGCGGCUCAGAAUUGCCUCGCAGCGGCCACACAGGCCGCUUCUGCGGUGGGGUUGCCCGGAGCUGGCGGAGGUGCAGCUGGCAAUGGAGUCAGGAGCAGCAGCAACGGGGGAACAGGCGGUGGCUUCGACUCAGCAGCGGCCGCGGCGGCAGCAGCAGGAGCCGCCUCGGGAGGCGGCGCCGGCGGGGCCCUUGGGCCGCUGUCCGCCCAGGCCUCCUCCUCCUCCCGGGGCCUCCAAGAGGAGGGGCCGGGGUUGGGCUACUGCUCAGGCGGCGGCGGGCUGGGGCCGCAGCAUGCAGGACUGCACUACCAGCAAAGCAGCUCCAACGCCUCCUUCUCCUCCGUGAACGGCCCUGGUCCCGGCCCUGGCCCCGGCCCCGGGGCGGCGGGAGGCCGGGUGUCCGCGGGCUAUGAGAACGGCGGUGGCGGUGGUGGUGGUGGCGGUGGGAUUGCCGGCAGUCGCGCCGCUGCUGCGGGCAGUGUCAGCAGCGUGGGCAACAGCCCGCCAUGCGGCGGCGCUGUGAUUGACGGGAGCAAUCUGCUGCCGGCGUGUAAUAACUUCCCCUCUCGUUUUGGCGGUGGCGGCGGUGGGGGGUUGCGGGCGGCUCGGGAACGCACGCCUGGCGGGCGGUUAGGCGGCGGCGGAGGAGGAGGGGCUGCUGGUGCUGUUAGUGCUGGUGCGGUGCAGGUGUGCGGAGAGGAGCGGUCGUCGGCAGGGUGCAGCCCGCCGGUGUCGGCGGCUGCCGUACUUAGCGGUGUGGGUG